This is a messenger RNA of Geodia barretti, 2874 nucleotides long. The record is from the annotation of a GenBank genome assembly. NCBI's taxonomy places the organism in Eukaryota, Metazoa, Porifera, Demospongiae, Tetractinellida, Geodiidae.
GCAGAGAGUGCUGGAUGGUCUGCAGCUCAAGUGGAUCCCCAACUCCCUGCUCAAAAGUUCCAACACCUCUGGCUCUCUCUGGGACCACGUCCUAUCUAUAGACAUCGGGUCUCAUGUUGCUCACAUCCACUGCCACCGCUCUGCCGAUUCGGCCGACGUCAUUCUCAUUGGCUACGACGGCAUAGCCUACCCUCGCCUCGUCUUCUCUCACCAGCCCUCCCUCUUCCAAUUCCUCGAGUGUCUGGAGAACAAUCUCCUUCCCCGCGGCUGUCUGGAGCCUCCUCUGUGGUACAUCAAGACACAGACAACCAAGGCGAAGCGGGGUUUGACGUGGCGCUCGCCGCUGCCCUCCUCGGCGGAGUGGGGGGUGGGGGACGGGGAGGAGUGGUGGGAGGGGGUUGAUGUGUGGAACCAGGUGUUCAGACUCAGGUUCAGUGGGGGGAGGACCGACUCUGCCGCUAAGGCUGCCACUCUCAACCCAGCAAGGAGCCAGGUCCCGCAUGUCCCUCUCAACCUACACACUCUCCGCGGACCUUUCUCAAAUUCUGUGAAAUCUUUCGGUUCUUCUUCUUCUCUCCUCCUCCUCCUCUCUCUCCUCCUCCUCUGCCUCUUCGAAUGCCUCCUCGGCGUCCUCCUCUCCCUGCCCCUCCCCCACACAAGAGGACCGGCAUCACUGGGGUUUCAUCUCCCCAUUUGGCAUCAGCAUCGACAAACCCACGUCACUAGCUCGGAAAGACUGGGAGAAGUUUCAGUUGAAGGUAUCCAAACAGCUCCUGGCCCGCUACUUCUACAGCUGUGAGUAGAUCACAUGACUCUCACAUGACUCUCACAUGACUAGAUGCAUACGGCUGUCGUACUGUCGUCACAUGAAGAAGGUGCACCACAUGGUGUCACACAUGGUGGACGCCAGCGUCUCGUUGGAGGGGUUGGACCCUGCCAAUUACAGAGAGGGAGCUGUGGAGAGCCUCUGGGCAAACUUCCUCGCCAACAGAAAUGAGGAGAACUGGGCUCGGUUUCUGAGAGUUGUGUACAACAGACCAAUUCCUCACCCCCUCCGUCCAGAGGUGUGGCCCUGGCUACUGGGCCUGUAUCCAGUGACCUCCACGGACGAGAGAACAGAGAGAAUCAGAGCUCACGAGAAGGAGAGCUACGAACGGGAAGUGGAGGAGUGGAAGAAGGUCGAGGUUGUUCACGUGAGACUGCUGGCCGUGGCCGAGAGAGAGAGGCAGGAGAGGAUGAGGAGAGAGUAUGCGUCCCACAUGAGCGAGCUGGGCGUGAAGAGGAUCGCCGAGUUGGCACCGAGAGAGGGUAACGAUGGAGGAGAUGAAGGGGCCCAGAAGGGAAAUGGAGGCGGAGGGGAGGAGGAAGAGCACGAGGGAGGUGAGGAAGAGAUGGGGGAGGUAGUGGGAGGCGUGUCUUCUAGUGAAGGUGCAGCCACACCCAUGGCUGUUCAAGACCACACCAAUUUCGAAGAGGGGUGUGGCCCCACACAACCCCCGCCUACUGACACACCCCUCGCAGCACACUCAUCACAGAAUACCUCUUCAGAGCUGAUCACGUUCACCGAAAUAACACAGAGCACAACCUCACCCCUCCCUUCCCCAAAUACCACCCCUCCCCAGACUCACCCUCCACAGUCUUACAUCAUACCACCUCAUAAUGACAUCAUCACCAAAACACGCAGCAACUCCGUGGAUUCAGGCCACUCCUCCAACUGUAACCUAGGCAACAGCACCGGGAGUAGUAGUCACAGAAACGUCCUCGUGAACGGUUGCCACGCAGACGAACAUGUAGAGGAGGAAGAUUUGCUAGUGGAAUGGAAUGGAGACGGGAGUGGAAUGGAUCUGGGACUUGAAGGAGGGGAGGGGCUAACACAGUCAACUCUGACCAUAGUACCGGACGGUACGGUAGCUGUGGAGGAGGGGGAGGAGAUGGUUCUAGACGAGAGGGGGAGACUGUUUGCAGACGAGCUGCUCAAGAUUGACAAAGACAUUCCAAGAUGUGACCGGGACUACUGGUUCUUCAAGGAGCUAGGGAACCUGGCAAAACUGCGGAACAUUGUGACUACGUACGUGUGGGGCCACCUGGACGACGGCUACUCUCAGGGGAUGUGUGACCUGCUGGCUCCACUCCUGGUCGUCCUACAGGACGAGGCCCUCACAUACGCCUGCUACCAGUGCCUCAUGAAGUCGGCCAUCCUCCUGUUCCCUCCACACACGGACAUGAACUCUCGUCUCUCCAAUCUCAAGGCCCUGCUCCAGGUCUUGGAGCCGGAUUUCUUCCAGUAUCUGAGUGAGAGGCCCCUGGGUGACGGGCUCUUCUAUUGCUACCGAUGGUUCCUCGUCUCCUACAAGAGAGAGUUCAAGUACAGCGAUGUGUUCCGACUGUGGGAGACGUGGUGGGCAGCGAGGGAGGUUUCCUCCGCCCACUUCCUGGAGUUCUGUGGAUUGGCCAUUAUGGCCCAGUUCAAGCCGGCCAUUAUGGAUUCCCACAUGGACUCGAGUGACAUUCUAAACUUGUUCACGGACCUGGCAGACAGUAAGGCCAUCAACUGCACCGCCACCAUUGCACUGGCGCAGUCCUUCAUAAGAGACCUUGUGUGUGCCAUCACCAGGAGGGAGUCAUAGGGGGGGUUGGGGGAGGAGGGGGUGGGGGGAAGGGAAGGGAAGGGGGAAUGUGGAAUAUAGGGAAGGUGAUUGCUGGAAAGUGACUAGAAUUCAAUAGAGGGGGUAGAUCAGCACUUAGAGAGAAAUGUUCGUGUGUGAUGUAUUUUAUGUAAAAAAAUCUUUCAAAUUAUUGUCUGUAAAAAGUGUCUGUAAAAUUUUGUGCAAUGGUCAUGAAUACAUGUAUAUAUCCAAAGCUUGCUACUUCCGG